AUUUGCAAUCUCUUUUUUCACCUUCUUUGCCCACCAAUUUCUUCUCUCUCUUCCCUCCCUCCUCUCGAGCCAAUCUUCUUCUUCUUUUCUUUUUCUUUUCUUUCACUCUACAGUCUACACAAUCAUCAACAACCGGUUUUUUCAUCAUCGCCACCACUGCCUCCGGUCCAAAACAAUGUUUUCAAUUUAAUCCAUUGUCAAAAACUCACUGUCUUACCACUUUCAAUUUAAUCCAUUCCUAAAUUUGUCUCUAUUUUCUUCUUCUCCAUCAUCAAAUUGUCAUCUCUUCUUUUUGAAUUCCCAUAAGGCAGCAAGAGUGUAUUUCUCACAAAGACUGGUGGCUCACGCAAUGAUCUGUACAUCUUGAUACCAGCUUUCGGAAUCGUCCAGGGGAACACCAUUCUCCCCCGCAUCAUAAAUUCUAGUAUUCCUCACAAAGACUGGUGGCUCACGCAAUGAUCUGUACAUCUUUUCAACACUUUUCUUUAAUAAAUUUCAUGGUGAACUUUUCCAACAACGUCGCAAGAAAUAUGAAAUAUUUCGGCCGGUGAUUAAUGUCGUCAUCACCAACGAUAAUAAGGUAAAGGAAGUCGGCAAAUCGAGUACUAUAAAUACGAAGGAGAUAGUAACAGAAAUUAAACCAUCCGCAGAAGACUUUAUUCAUAACCAAACACAAAAUAAAAAAGCCUUCUAAACCGGGAGAGCGAUCGGAGGAUGACGACGUUCGUCGAUCAUUACGUUGUAUUAGGUUUCCCAACUGGAUACGAUGGAGUCCUGCUUUCAGACAGAAAAAUCCGUUCAGGUCCUCACAAGACAUCCGACGAGAUGUUUAAAGACUUUCUACUUAAUAUCCCUGAUCUCGCUAUUCGUCAACAGGCCUUGAAAUCUUUCCGGGUUCUCACCGACAUGAAUUCCCGGCUAGUCUUCAACUACGACUUGUUAAACCGCUACGACAUCGACGCCGGAUUCCGAGAGCUCUGCGACAUCCACAAUGACCGGCUCCGAGAGAAGGAAGCAAAAUCCAUCAAUAUUAGUGUUGGAAACAAGCAGGCGAGCGCACAAUGGAGUUUGGCACCAAUUACCAUACCAGGAAAGAGCGAAGCAAUGGAGUUUGUGGAUCAUUAUGCGGUGUUGGGUCUUCCAACCGGCUAUGACGGAAUUCGGGUUUCUUUAAAAGAAAUCCGUUCCGGCUUCAUGAUCAAAGCAAGACGGAUGCUUAAUAUUCCCGUUAGUGUUAAGCAGCUCAUGAAUUCUUGCAGAGUCCUCUCUGAUGUGAAUACUCGAAACCUCUUCAACCUUGAGAUGCUGAGGACGCGAUUAAAACCCGACCUUGAUCACCUGCAGCGGAUCCUCCUUGAGGAAGGGCGAGGAACAACAACAGCAAAUCCUCCUCACGAUGAAAGCAUAAUAAGACCGAUGAAGAUGAGGCGGUUAUCGAGUUGAGAGAAAGAUCUAAAGCUUAAUCAGCAAAAAAAUUUCAGAAUUCAAUGUUAGACAAGUGUAUAAUAAUAUAUCCAAGUUUUUCAUUCAUUAUUUUAUUCCUAUGUAACUGUUUAAGACCUUGGUCUUCUCUAGUUUG
Oldenlandia corymbosa var. corymbosa is the source of this 1579-nucleotide messenger RNA. Lineage: Eukaryota; Viridiplantae; Streptophyta; Magnoliopsida; Gentianales; Rubiaceae. The record is from the annotation of a GenBank genome assembly.